Messenger RNA from Centropristis striata (black sea bass), 4426 nucleotides. RefSeq names its product MYC-associated zinc finger protein b (purine-binding transcription factor) (gene mazb). Gene Ontology annotation, cellular component: nucleus. Gene Ontology annotation, molecular function: RNA polymerase II cis-regulatory region sequence-specific DNA binding; DNA-binding transcription activator activity, RNA polymerase II-specific. NCBI's taxonomy places the organism in Eukaryota, Metazoa, Chordata, Actinopteri, Perciformes, Serranidae. The record is from RefSeq and is a predicted model, not a curated record. Gene Ontology annotation, biological process: regulation of transcription by RNA polymerase II.
UCCUGUGCUGCAUUUUGCGUCGGCCGACAAACCCAGGAAGGAAGGGGAGAGGACAGGCCCCGCCGAGGGAGACGGAAAUGAGAGGGGGGUGUCCAAAGAGGAAACCCUAUCCCUUUAAGAGCAAGUGGGACAUAGCGGUGCGAGAAAAGGAGAGGAGGGGGAGAAGAAAGAGGAAUUAAAAAAGAAAAGGAAGAAAGAGACAGGGAGGGAGGAGGGAGAGCGGGCGAUAAAAAAAGAAAGAUGACAUCCUCGCAGCUGAACGGCCGAGGUGGAGCGAUAGGCUGCGGCCCGGCGAGAGCGCCGCUCGCCGGGGUCAGGGCUUGAAUCCAACAACGAGGCUUCGACAAACACCCGAUUGGCCUAUUGGGGGAAAUCGGAAAAAUAGAUUCAUAAAUUAAAAACAAAGCAUGACCUGCCGUGCUACCAGAUACGUGUGUUAUAACCCAUAUUUGUUCUCUUGCGUAAAAAUGCAUUUAUUUCACGUAGAAUGGUUUAUGUUUAUUGCGAAAGUGUAAUACUGUAAAAUGCGAUUUGGGGUGUUUUUGAAAGCAGUUUUGUUGUGUGAUAUUGCGCUUUAGCCAGAUGAGUGUUUGGUGAAUUAAAGUUAGAAACCAAAGUGAAAAGAGAAACAGGCCAUUAUCGGACCUGGCCUGCUCCGCUGCUGACUGUGUACUGCAGCCUGCGUUAGUCAACAGCUGCGUGCAUUUUAAUUGACAGCAUUAGGCUACCUCAAUGAGAAAAACAUAUUUUUGCAGACGACUUUAUUCACGUUUUUCAAGAAUAUCCAGAAGCCCGUCGUUUCUGCUGCAGGACAGGCGACUGUUUGCGCCUCGAUCACCGGUGGGCCGAUCAAACCAUGCAAAAGCUGCCCUCCUCGAUCUCAAUCAGGAGCUGACUUCAUAAUCUCCAUCGCUGUGGCGCAAAAUGGAUGCUGCUUGGAGCAAUUUCCUCUUCCAGAAUACUCCCACCCAAAACCAAGUGGAGGGGAGCCUCCAAUCAGAGCUCAUGCCAGUGCAUACGAGUUCUCCCCAAACCCCACCCACAGAGCACAUAGCUCAGCCUCCUUCAACUGUGGACACUGCUGCUCUGAGUGAGGAACCCCUGCCUGGUGAGGGACACUGCAAUGCCUCCUACACCUGUGGAGCGGACAAGAUGAAGCCAGUGUCUCGGCCGGCCCGCGUGCCCCACAUCUGUGCCAUCUGCAACAAGCAGUUCAAGAACAACUACAACCUGCGGCGGCACCAGUCGGUCCACACUGGGGUACGCAUGAAGGACAGGGCCAGAGAGCAGGCGGAGGGGGCAAAGGAGGGAGCAGCCGGCCAGGUGGCGGUGGCGGUGGCGGCCCCGUCGGCGAUGGCGGUGGGGGCUGGAGGGAGGGUGGAGAGGCCCACUGUUCCCCUCUCCCUGCUACACCUCUCCGCACCUCCCCCUCUCGCCCCUCCCGGCGUGCUGGCGGGGGCCCAGCAGCCCCCCCUGGGUAGUCAGGAUGGUGAAGGGGUGGCCAUGGCUAACGUAAUGGCUAGUGUUAACCCCCAUGCUCCGCCUCCUGCUGCUGUCGUCAUGGCCACAGGGGCGACAGUACAGCGGCCCGCCAAUCCCAACCCAAACCCGGUGAGGAAGAACCACGCCUGCGAGACGUGCGGGAAGGCUUUCCGCGAUGUUUACCACCUCAACCGCCACCGCCUGUCCCACUCGGACGAGAAGCCGUUUUCCUGUCCUAUCUGCCAGCAGCGCUUCAAGAGGAAGGACCGAAUGAGCCACCACGUGCGCUCCCACCAGGGGGGUGUGGAAAAACCCUACGUCUGCCCUCACUGUGGCAAGGCUUUCUCCAGGCCCGACCAUCUAAACAGUCACGUCAGACAGGUGCACUCCUCAGAGAGACCCUUCAAAUGCCCGACUUGUGAGUCCAGCUUUGCCACGAAGGAUCGUUUGCGUGCGCAUAUGAUUCGCCACGAGGAGAAGGUCCCCUGCCACAUCUGUGGCAAGCUGCUGUCUGCUGCUUACAUCACAGAUCACAUGAGGGUGCACAACCAGUCGUCGCAUCACGCUUGCCAUCUCUGUAACCGCAGCUUCACCACGCUGACAUACCUUCGUGUCCACGCCCAGAAGCACCACGGCCAGGAGUGGAAGGACAGUCCGGGGGGCUUCGGCGGCACGGCCUCUGGCGGCAUUCUCGUCUGCCACUUGUGCGGCGUUCAUUGCAAGACGCCCACCCAGCUCCAGGGUCACAUGGGCACCCACAGCAACAGCCAGGGCGCCCCGAGCCCCAUCACCUCUAACGUGGGUGCCAGCAGCUCUGUCUCCCUCAGCAACAUGGUGACGGCGCCCACCGUGUACGUCACCGGCAACACGGUGGUGGACCUGCUCGUCACAGACUGCUCUAGCAUCGCGGCGCCUCAGUCCCACAGUUAGCAGAGGAGAGCUCAGCAAUAAUAACCUCAGUCCCUUAACAGAGGGCAAGGUAGAGAAGGUUAAAGUUACGUGUAGAUGCUGAUCCCGUUUCAGUUUUUUAAUGUCCCCACUUAUAGGUAAGGUUAGGAUUAAAAGGUGGGGGAGAUUAACUCCAGUCAACGUUCAAAGGGCAGUAUCACCUCCGAGCUGCAGGGCUGGAGCAUCAGAGAAAAGGAAGCUGUAUUAAUCGAGAAAGAGGGACCUUUGUUGCUGCAGCAGGUUCAUUGACACUAACGACAAACAUGGAUGUGUUGUCCAAAUAUUCCUGAAUGCUCUCAUGCAUUUAAGACUCCAAUGAAACUGUGGUAUUGUGAGCAUCUACUGUAUUACUCUCCCCUCUCUGCCCUCUCUCUCUCUCUCUCUCUCUCUCUCUCUCUCUCUCUCUCUCUAUCUCUCUUUCUAUCCCUCCCCUCGACCCUGGCAUUGGCUGCUCUCUGCAAGUGCACCAAGUACUGUAUAUCUCACACCAGCUCUGAUCUUACCUCCAUUUUGCAGCUCACUUACUAAGAAUCCAAAUGGCUUGCAUUGAGAAGUAGUAGGAAGAGAAUAGCUCUAACGAAGAAACAUUAGAAGGGAAGUUUGGGUGUGUGUGUGUGAGUGUGUGUGCGUGUAAGUAAGUAAGUAAGUCAGGGCUCCGCUAGCAUGUUAGCUCGUUUGUUCACAAGACUAAAAUCAACAUUUUAUUCUUUUUGAAAAGCUGUAGUCUCUAGAGGGCUGUUUAUUGAUCAGGACAGGCGGGCCAUACGUGUCGUGGUUGGUAUGGAAACGUGGGAUGUACUUGUUCAUUUGUUUCCUAAAGGUACAGAGAAAAGAGUUGUGUUCAGGAGUGUCAAGCACCUUAAAUUGUUAUUGUUUGAUGCAGCGAGGAUCAAAAUGGGUUUGAGAUUUCUUGGAUUUUCUUGCUCUGAGUCUUCCUCUCUGGGUCUGGCCAUAAAAUAUAUUUACAAAAAAAAAAAGAAACAUAACUGCUAAUCAACACUUCAGCUUCUGACAUGGCAAUUCUUGCACCAGAAAACGACCUUUUGCAUGAGAAUAAGCCCGCUCAGUCAUGCUUAUUGUUAGGGAGCUGUCAUGACAAAAGAAACCUUUAGCAGUUCCACCGAGUUAGUUGGCUGUAAACAAAAAUAUUUAUAAAAAAUGUUGAUUUAAUUCAGAAUAUUUUAACAUUGUUGGCCAUUCAUUUGAUUGUAACUGUCAUUGCCAUAGUCCUUCUUUUGUUUUCUCUAUGUACCAGUCCAAUGGGUGAAACAUAUGCAUUAGAUUUAGUCCUUUAACUCUGUAUAGCACAUAAUGCUCUGAACGCAAGUCGUUAUCGUUCUACAUUAAUCAUGUGAGGAAUGGUCACUUGUCUGUUGGAUAUCUUUGGUUGCUUUGAGUUUAUUGUGAGUGACGUGGUGUCGAGAAAGGGCUUAUAAAGUCAGAAGUACAAUGGGAGUUUGAGACACCACUUGGUAUGCUGUAAACAAAUCCUGGUUUUGUACUGGAGUGCUUUUUCAGUUUUGUGUUGAUAUGUUACCUGGAAAUUUGUAGAGUUGUUUCUUUCUUCCUAUUCUCUUUUUUUCUCCUUUGGAAAUGUGUUCUUCCUGUUGAGAAAAGUAGUGAUUUAUUAAAAAAAACAAGUUAAUUUUAGGGUUUUCUCCAUCACACUAAGAAAAAAAUAAUACCUCUACUCUAGGAUUCUGUACAGCUCUUGUGAUACAUCUUAAUGCCUUAUCAUACUCAACUGCAUUUUAAUUCUUUUAUGAUGAAAUACUUCAAAUCUUAGUCAUGGAUUCAUUAAGAAUAUUAAUGGGAUGUAUUUAUAUUUAUAUUUUUAUAUUUCUCAACAGUAUGCAUGUCUAAAAGGUUGUUAGAGCAAAAACAAAAUCAAUGAUGCUUAAUACAGUCAUAAAUAUUAUGUUAUUUUGUAGCUGAAGUAGAGAUCAUGUUAUUAUUUUGUAAUUUGGACAAUUUAAAGUAAAAAGAGUAAACCGGC